GCAAGUGUCCUAUAUGGGGCGCACAGAUAGCAUGUGUCCUCUUCAUCCUCGGAAAUCUCACCACAAUGGCGUUCCAGUCCCUCACGGAUGACGAUAGCAGCAUUAAACAGUCACGAGGGUACCGCGCCGGCACGAAGUUCCUGCAGCAAGCCUCGUCCUUUGGAGUAUUCGCUUCGACAUUGGCUCUUCUUGUUUUCUACUCCGCAAAUUACUACUUUGAUGACCCCUGGAUGAGCAAAAACUUUGGAAGCGGUUCCUCUUGGUUAAUCUUUUUCACCUCCCGCGUCUGCGAUGCCUUCGCGUUAUUCUUCUAUGCUGGGUCGAUCUUCUUUCUAGAAGUGUAUCACUCUGAGGGCGCUGGCGAGGCCUGGGGAUGGUUGGGAGCCAUUUGUUUCAAGCUCACCGCGAUUGCUGAGAUCUCCGCACUUGCUGCUUGGGGCAGUUCUUCCUUUGAGGUGCUUGACGCCGUGUACACUGUGAUGCUCGGCGUAUCCCUGAGCAUUGCCUUUCUGUGGGCCCUCUUCUUUGAGCCAGCUAGCCAUC
Cyclospora cayetanensis is the source of this 543-nucleotide messenger RNA. RefSeq lists its product as uncharacterized. The transcript is spliced from 4 exons. Lineage: Eukaryota; Apicomplexa; Conoidasida; Eucoccidiorida; Eimeriidae. The record is from RefSeq and is a predicted model, not a curated record. The annotation marks the transcript as partial.